Messenger RNA from Aspergillus nomiae NRRL 13137, 1869 nucleotides. Its product is annotated as putative GABA permease. Lineage: Eukaryota; Fungi; Ascomycota; Eurotiomycetes; Eurotiales; Aspergillaceae. Gene Ontology annotation, biological process: transmembrane transport. The transcript is spliced from 9 exons. The coding region runs from base 123 to 1727 and encodes 534 amino acids. Gene Ontology annotation, molecular function: transmembrane transporter activity. Gene Ontology annotation, cellular component: membrane. The record is from RefSeq and is a predicted model, not a curated record.
CUGAUUGUGUUGCGAGGGAGAAUAAAUCAUGGCCGCAACAUCUCUCCCAUGAAAAAACCCGAAUCUUCUCCUCCUGUUCGUCCUGUCCACCGUGAUUCGUCUCAUGGUGAAACCCAGUCACAAUGGCAUCGUAUGAAUUGAAAAACCAAGUAUCCGCCAAUAACGAGGUCCGCAUCUCGGGUGGCUAUUCGACAAAGGAUCGCGACAAUGCUGAGCUCGCGCGCCUGGGAAAGAAACCGGUUCUGAAGAGAAACUUCGGGAUCUUGUCGAGUCUCGGCUUCAGCUGUACCAUUCUCGCCACCUGGGAGGGUCUUUUUGGUACCUUCCUCAUCCCUCUGCAAAAUGGAGGUCCAGCGGGCGCGGUCUACUCGUUCAUCUUCGCGUGGACGGGAACAGCAUGUUCCUUCACAGUGCUUUCGGAGCUGGCUUCGAUGGCACCAACGUCCGGAGGGCAAUACCACUGGUGCGCGAUGCUUUCCCCACCGAGGGUCAUGAAAUGUCUGAGUUACAUCACCGGUUGGGUCACCACCAUUGGCUGGAUGUCUGCUUUUACCAGUGCCAGCUUCUUGGCUGGGACGGAAAUUCAGGGCGUCGUGACCCUUGCGCACGAACACUAUGAUCCCAAGCCAUGGCAAGGCACCCUGAUCAUGUGGGCAGCGAUUUGUUUAGCCCUGGCAAUCAACAUCGUCGGCGGAAAGUUGCUUCCUAGAUUUGAGACCCUUGUCCUGGUCGUUCAUAUCCUGGGAUAUUUUGCGAUCCUGAUCCCGUUGACGUACAUGGCCGACCACAAGUCAAAAAACGAGGUCUUCAAGGAGUUCGUAAACAGCGGCGGUUUUCCCACGGACGGGCUAGCGUUUUUCGUCGGAAUGACUGGGUGUGUUUUUGCUUUCGCGGGUGGUGAUGCAGCGGUCCACAUGGCUGAAGAAGUCGCAAAUGCCACGGUCGCGAUCCCUCGCGCGGUUCUUCUCAGUGUUCUGAUCAACGGCACCCUUGGGUUUACCAUGCUGAUCGCCACUCUUUUCUGCAUGGGGGACAUCGACAAGGCCCUCAAUACGCCCACCGGGUAUCCCUUCAUUGAAAUCUUCUACCAGGCCACUGACUCCGUUCCGGGGGCGCUUGGCAUGAGUUCGGUCCUGCUCAUCAUUGCCGUCUGCUCAGUCAUUGGUAUGCUGGCGGCCACCUCGCGACAGUUUUGGUCGUUCGCCAGAGAUCGCGCGGUGCCCGGUUGGCGCUUGUGGAGCAAGGUUUCGUCGAGGACAUACACUCCGACCUAUUCCAUUCUGCUCACCAUGACCGUCGCAUGUCUGCUGGGACUCGUCAACAUUGGAUCUGAUGUUGCCCUGAACGGUAUCAUCUCCAUGGCGGUCUCCGGCAUUUAUCUUUCCUACCUGAUCGUCGCCUCGCUUCUCCUCUACCGUCGUUGCACCGGCCAGAUUUCUCUGUACAACGACGGGGAGGACGUGCUGGUCAACGUACCGGGCGCGAAGCUGAUGUGGGGGCCCUUCCACGUCCGAGGCAUCUUCGGUACCUUGAUCAAUGGCUACGCCGUCAUCUACAUGACCAUUGUAGUAUUUUUCAGCUUCUGGCCCACCCAGAUGUCCGUCGACAAAACCACGAUGAACUUCAGUGUGGUCGGCACGAUCGGGACGGUUAUCCUGGCGUUGAUCUACUAUGUCUUCCGGGCUCGGCAUGUGUACACAGGGCCCGUCGUCGAGCUGCAUCGGUGAUAAGGCUAUUCUUGGAGGAUCGGAUGUACACAAGUUGCAGUGAAAUAACACCUUCUCUGCUUGUCUUAAUAUGAUGCCCAAAACUGAUUUCCAGUCUGUCUUACAUUUCAAAGGAAUCACUCCUAUCACGAGAUACGAGGAA